UUCGGUGCAAUAUCUGCUGCAGCUGACUGGUUACUUGGGCAUUCCUGUCAUUUCAUGGAAUGUCGACAAUGUAGGAUUAGAACAGAGAGUUGCGGAGUCUAAAAUUCUUCAGUUAGCUCCAUCAGUUGAACAUCAAGCUGAAGCCAUGCUAAGUAUUCUAAGACGAUAUUCUUGGCAUUCUUUUGCUGUGAUUACAACUCAGAUAGGAGGGCAUGAAGAUUUUGUACGAGCAAUAAGAGAUUUAAUGCAAAAAACAUUAUACCAUGAGUUUAAAUUCACGAUAGUGAAAAUAGUUACAUUGAAAGAAACUGAAAGGGAAGCAAUCCGUAGUGAAAUGGAAGAUUUGGCAGACAGUGAAGCACGUAUCAUUCUUCUUUUUGCCUCGAGGCAGGAGGCAUUCGAAAUCAUGGGGGCGGCGAGAGAUUUGGGCCUCACUGGCAAGCACUAUGUGUGGAUUGCUGCUCAAUCAGUGAUUGGAACACAGCUGGAUACUCCACCAGGACAUUUCCCACCAGGAAUGUUAGGUGUUUAUUUCAAUACCACAAUAAAUCGACUCUUUGAUGAACUUGAAAGAGCUGUUACUGUCUUCGCUCAUGGUCUAGAGCUGUACUUCAAUGACCAGAGAAAUUCAAAUACCAAUCUUCUUCCAAAUUUAACGUGUAACGGAACAGGUCAGACUCGUUGGAAUAAGGGCGACUUGCUUUUUAAAUAUCUAAGAAAUGUAACAGCCUCAGUGAAGCAAGGUCCUAGUAUCAGUUUCAACAUGGACGGUUCUUUGAAAUACGUUGAUCUUCAAAUAUUGAAUUUGAAUAACAAAGGAGUUUGGGAAAAGAUUGGCGUAUGGUCAGAUACAGGACUCGACAUCAAAGACAUCGUUUGGCCAGGAGACAGUCCCGUACCUCCUCCCGGCGUUCCAGAAAAAUUCAAUCUAAAAGUGACCUUCUUAGAUGAACCGCCGUUCGUCAAUGUCCUUCCCCCCGAUAAUGAGACUGGGGAAUGCAAGACGAGCCGUUCGGUUCGAUGUAGAAUCGCACCUGAGCACAAGUUAAUUGGAAUAAAUCAUUCAAUUGCAAUCCGGAAUCCAAACUUCUACCAGUGUUGCUCAGGUUUUUGUAUUGACCUGCUGCAAAAAUUUGCUCAUGAUCUCAAAUUCUCAUAUGAUCUGUAUCGUGUUGAAGACGGAACCUGGGGAGUUCUUAGUCAAAAUGGCACUUGGAAUGGAUUGAUAGCUGAACUGCUCAAUCAAAAAGCAGAAAUUGUAGUCACUUCCAUUAAAAUCAAUUCCGAACGCCAAACAGCUGUAGAUUUUACAGUUCCAUUUCUCGAAACAGGGAUCGCCAUCGUAGUCGCUAAGCGCACGGGUAUAAUAUCACCAAAAGCUUUCUUAGAGCCGUUUGAUACUAUAUCCUGGCUAAUGAUAUUACUUAUCAGUAUACAAGGCGCUGCUUUGGCGAUAUUCUGUUUUGAAUGGCUCAGUCCUUAUGGUUACGACAUGAAAAUGCUACCACCAAGAGAGGAUCCGUUUGACAGCAGAAAAAAUCACAAAUUUUCCUUAUUUCGGACUUACUGGCUGGUGUGGGCUAUACUUUUUGGUGCUGCUGUCAACGUUGAUUGCCCCAGAGGUUACACGGCUAGAUUUAUGUCAAAUGUAUGGGCUAUGUUUGCAGUCGUUUUUCUCGCCAUCUAUACCGCCAACUUGGCUGCUUUCAUGAUCACACGGGAAGAAUAUUAUGAUUUGUCAGGAAUUGACGACAAACGACUCACGAAUCCUUACAUGACCGAUCCUCCAUUUCGUUUUGGAACAAUACCUAAUGGAAACACAGAAGCCGUCCUCAAGAGAAAUAAGCACCGGCUCUAUACAUGGAUGCGCAAAUUCAACAGGUCAUCGGUGCAGUUAGGGGUGGAGGCAGUUAAAAGAGGAGAAUUGGAUGCUUUCAUAUAUGAUGCUACUGUUUUGGAGUACCUGGCGGGACAAGAUAAUGAAUGCCGAUUAUUGACCGUUGGUACUUGGUAUGCAAUGACGGGCUACGGAUUUGCUUUGCAAAAGAAAUCGAAAUAUCUCAGCAUGUUCAACAGAGCAAUGAUACAGUACCGCGAAAAUGGUGACCUGGAACGCCUCCAAAGAUUCUGGUUGCAAGGCGCUUGCAAACCGACGAGAAAUAAACGGAAUGUCAGUAAACCACUAGAUGUGAAUCAGUUCAUGAGUGCUUUUCUUCUGUUAGGAUGCGGGGUACUGUUCACGAUUCUGGUUUUACUGCUGGAGCACAUUUACUUCAAGUACAUUAGAAAACAUCUGGCUAAAAAAGACACAGGGGAUUGUUUCACUCUGAUAAGCUUGAGCAUGGGAAAAUCUUUGAGCUUCAGAGGUGCUGUCUACGAAGCUACAGACCUCAUCAAACACCACCGCUGCAAAGACCCUGUCUGCGACACCCAACUUUGGAAGACUCGACAUGAGCUGGACAUGGCCAACAUGAAAAUUCGUCAACUCGAAGCCAGCAUUCAAGCUGCUCUGAUGUCACCUACCCUUCGAGAGUCAUGGUCUCCAGACUAUGCCAAACCACGUGAUCUUACGCAGAACUUAAUUGUAAGCAACGAACCACGAAUCUCCAAUUUUUCACUUCCCCCUGGCUAUAGAACUCAUCCACUUCACCCAUAUGGCCCGCACUACGUUAAAAAUUUCAACAACAUGGAAAUCGCAGAGAUUGAGACUGUAUUAUGAUCUGUGUGAAAAAAAAAGACUUUCGUCGGAUAAAAUGUUUAAUACAUGUUAUUAACAGAAAAAACAGGAUUUUAUACGCACGCACGCAGAGCAUAAAAUAAUUUCAAGUUUUCAAUUAAUUAUUAAUUUAAAUUUGAGAGCCAAACUAA
This is a messenger RNA of Argiope bruennichi, 2868 nucleotides long. RefSeq names its product glutamate receptor ionotropic, NMDA 2B-like. The coding region runs from base 146 to 2719 and encodes 857 amino acids. Gene Ontology annotation, molecular function: NMDA glutamate receptor activity; transmitter-gated monoatomic ion channel activity involved in regulation of postsynaptic membrane potential. The record is from RefSeq and is a predicted model, not a curated record. The transcript is spliced from 16 exons. Gene Ontology annotation, biological process: synaptic transmission, glutamatergic; monoatomic ion transport; modulation of chemical synaptic transmission. Gene Ontology annotation, cellular component: postsynaptic membrane; plasma membrane. NCBI's taxonomy places the organism in Eukaryota, Metazoa, Arthropoda, Arachnida, Araneae, Araneidae.